This is a messenger RNA of Cucurbita moschata (crookneck pumpkin), 4440 nucleotides long. Its product is annotated as protein phosphatase 2C and cyclic nucleotide-binding/kinase domain-containing protein-like. The record is from RefSeq and is a predicted model, not a curated record. Gene Ontology annotation, molecular function: ATP binding; cation binding; protein kinase activity. The coding region runs from base 1032 to 4217 and encodes 1061 amino acids. Gene Ontology annotation, biological process: protein phosphorylation. Lineage: Eukaryota; Viridiplantae; Streptophyta; Magnoliopsida; Cucurbitales; Cucurbitaceae. The transcript is spliced from 15 exons.
UAAAUUAUUGCCCUUCUUUCUGGGAUCAAAUGUUUUCCAUAUCUCUGUAGAGGUUUUUUUUUUUUUGGUGAUAUUCUGUUGUACUGUACUUGUUGCACAGUCGACUUCUUUGAAGACGAACACAAAUCCAAACAUCCCAAGGCGUUUUAGGCCAAUGGGGCCGUUUGAGAAGACCAAAAAUCUUCAGCGGCAGAAAGCUGCUUUUGUGAGCUUCAUCUUCGCUGACCUCUGUUCUGCCUUGUCGAGCCUCUGCUCAAGGUCGGUGACAAUCUGAGCUCAUGGUUUUAGGACGGAUUCAGUGACUUUUUCUAUGUUCGGACUUACUUUUUUCUCUGCUUACUGAUAUCUAUUUUUUUUCCUCUGUUUCCUGUCUUUCUUGAUUUUUGAGCUCCUACAAGUUGACUCAUAUCACUCUCUCAUCAGCUUCUUAUCAGUUACAUUCUUUUUGGGUUUAAAGGGAUUCGGUUUUGGGUCAUUAAUGGCUGGUUUUCUUCUUAAUUCUUUCGCUGUAUCGCGUUUUUCUUUUUCAAUUUUAAUUUUAACCCAGUAGAUCAAGAAUGUCGUUUUCAUGUUUAUCCGAAUUCCUCAUCGAAAUUUAGAAAAUUUUAGUGGGUUUUCAAAGUAUCAAGUUUAAUCAGCAGAAAAUCUCGGGGGUAUACUUUUGAUUAAGUUGUUGACUCUAAUUUUAUCUUCUGCAACUAUCCUCUCGUCCCCUCCAAGGUAUGCUUAGAAUCUGAAAGCUAUUCUCGCCCUUUUGUAUUCUGUUUUCCGGCAUUCUCUCCACAAUUCCGGCUCUGGGUCUCCGAAAAAACUUCGAUUCUGAAGAUUGAUCAGAAAAAUUGUUGGUCUUGCAUUUUGCCCGCCAGCGGGUUAGUUUAAGCUAGCGGCGUGGUGUUGUGUAAUUCUAUUCACGGAGCGACAGUCAGAGGAGGUUCGUACAGGUUAACGAGCUUUGGCGCGCGUGAGCCUGGUGAAUUUUGCGGCAAUUCAAUUCUUCUAACGCGCUCUACUUCAUUUCCGUAUUCACUCUAAUGGGUUGCGUUCAUUCGAGGGUUUGUUUUGGCGAGGCUACAACUCCAAGAUCUUCAAGAAUUGCCGACACCCAAAAUGCCAAUACCGCCGUUGAAAUCGACGCGAUCUCUACUUCAUCUUCUGAUAGCCAAGAAGAUGAAAUCCGCAACCAACUGAAUUCAAACAACAGAGAUUCAGAAGUUGGAAUAACGAGGCUGUCGAGAAUUUCAGCGCAGUUCCUGCCUGCUGAUGGGUCUCGCACCGUCAAAGUCCCUUCUGGAAACUUCGAAUUGCGAUAUUCGUUUCUUUCGCAAAGAGGGUACUAUCCCGAUGCUCUCGAUAAGGCGAAUCAAGACAGUUUUUGCAUCCACACCCCAUUUGGGAACAACCCAGAUGACCAUUUCUUUGGAGUUUUCGACGGGCAUGGGGAAUUCGGAACACAGUGCUCGCAGUUUGUAAAACGAAAGCUCUGUGAAAAUUUACUUAGAAAUAGUAGGUUCCACAGUGACGCAGUUGAGGCUUGCCAUGCGGCCUAUUUGACGACUAAUUCACAAUUACACGCAGAUAUGUUGGAUGAUAGCAUGAGUGGUACUACUGCUAUUACUGUUUUAGUUAGAGGUACGACUAUAUAUGUUUCUAAUUCAGGUGAUUCGAGAGCGGUUUUAGCCGAGCGGAGAGGAAAGGAAAUUGUGGCUGUUGACCUCUCCAUCGAUCAAACCCCGUUCCGAACCGAUGAACUUGAACGUGUUAAGCUUUAUGGUGCCAGAGUUCUUACACUUGAUCAGAUUGAGGGGCUGAAGAACCCUGAUGUUCGGUGCUGGGGUACUGAAGAAGGAGAUGAUGGUGAUCCUCCUAGGCUAUGGGUGCCUAAUGGGAUGUACCCUGGCACUGCUUUUACAAGAAGUAUAGGUGACUCAAUUGCUGAGACUAUUGGAGUAGUUGCUACACCGGAAAUUGUUGUUCUAGAGCUGACACCGGAUAAUCCUUUCUUUGUCGUUGCUAGUGAUGGGGUUUUCGAGUUUCUUUCAAGCCAAACUGUGGUCGACAUGGUUGCUAAACAUAAAGAUCCUCGUGAUGCUUGUGCUGCGAUUGUGGCCGAGUCUUACAGACUUUGGCUUCAAUAUGAGACUCGAACUGAUGAUAUCACUGUUAUCGUGGUGCACGUUAAUGGGCUAACCAAUACGGUUACUAGUGAAUCGACAAGAUCCAGUGGAGGUGGUUUUGUUCGAUCCACUGUUCCUCAAGUUUUGGAGGUGACAGGAUCAGAAUCUCCCUCUACCUUUGGCUGGAAUCGAAACAACCGUGCAAGGCAAGAUUUGUCACGGGCGCGUCUCAGGGCUAUCGAAAGUUCCCUAGAGAAUGGGCGGGUCUGGGCGCCUCCAUCUCCAGCUCACAGGAAGACAUGGGAAGAAGAAGCACAUAUUGAACGAGCAUUACACGAUCAUUUCCUCUUCAGAAAAUUAACCGAUUCUCAGUGCCAAGUUUUAUUAGAUUGCAUGCAAAGAGUCGAGGUCAUACCGGGGCAAAUUGUAGUCGAACAAGGUGGCGAAGGUGACUGUUUUUAUGUAGUUGGAAGCGGAGAGUUUGAGGUCUUGGCAACCCAGGAAGAAAGCCAUGGAGAGGUUCCUCGAAUUCUGCAACACUAUACAGCUGAGAAGCUAUCUUCCUUUGGCGAACUGGCUUUGAUGUAUAACAAACCACUUCAAGCCUCCGUACGUGCUGUGACUAGUGGCACACUUUGGGCUUUGAAAAGAGAGGACUUUCGUGGAAUUCUUAUAUCAGAAUUUUCGAACUUGUCGUCCCUGAAAUUGCUUCGAUCUGUGGACCUUCUGUCGAGGUUAACGAUCUUGCAAUUGAGCCACAUUGCAGAUUGCCUUUCUGAAGUUACCUUCUCAGAUGGGCAGUUGAUAGUUGAUGGGAACGAAGGUUUACGUGCACUUCACAUUAUUCAUAAGGGCCAAGUGAGGAUUACUUUUGAUGCAGAGUUAAUGAGCAAUUCAAAUAUUUACGGGGACGAAGUUGCACAGAAUGGUAAAGAGAUCUCAGUUAUUAAGAAAGAGGGAAGUUAUUUUGGGGAAUGGGCACUUCUUGGUGAGCAUAUUGGCUUCUUACGCGCAGUUGCUGUGGGAGAUGUCGUAUGCGCUAUUUUAACGAAGGAAAAGUUUGAAUCAGUUGUUGGUCCUUUACCAAAGCUCUCUCAAGAUGACCAAAAGGAACAUUCUUCAGACUCCCUCCAUCACUCUGCUAAAAUUAUGGAUAUUUCAGCUCUUUCAAAAGUUGAGCUUGCUGAUCUGGAGUGGAAAACGUGUUUAUAUUCCACAGAAGACAGUGAGAUCGGGCUAGUUCGGUUAAGGAACACAGAAAGUAUGCUUAGUUUAAAAAGAUUUACAAGACAGAAGGUCAAAAGGCUGGGACUUGAAGAACAAAUGUUGAAGGAGAAAAAUCUUAUGAAAACCGUCAGUUCUUCAGCUUGUGUGCCUCAACUCCUCUGCACUUGUUCAGAUCAAUCACAUGCUGGCAUAUUGCUGAAAACAUGCCUUGCUUGUCCUUUCUCUUCGAUACUCCACGUUCCACUCGACGAGUCUUCUGCCCGUUUCUAUGCAGCCUCUCUUGUUAUAGCACUGGAAGAUUUGCACAAGCUUGGUGUUCUCUACAGAGGAAUCUACCCCGAUGUUCUAAUGCUGGACCAAAAUGGACGGAUACAGUUAGUCGACUUCCGAUUCGGGAAAAGAACGUUGGGUGAGAGAACGUAUACUAUGUCGGGGAGGGAAGAGUUUUUAGCGCCUGAGAUAGUUCAGGGCAAUGGCCAUGGUUUUGCUGCUGACUGGUGGGCGUUGGGAGUCUUAAUCUAUUUCAUGCUGAAAGGUGAAACGCCAUUUGGAUCGUGUCGACAAAGCGAGCUCGAUAUUUCUUGUCUUCCCGAGAUUAUCAGUCCUGAAGCCACCGAUCUCAUCGUCAAGUUACUUGAAGUUGAUGAGAAGAAACGACUUGGCAACGAGAACGAAUACUCGGUUAGAAGUCAUCCCUGGUUUGAUGGUGUCGAUUGGAAGGGGAUCCGUGACAGUACCUUUCCCGUUCCUGACUCGAUCACUUCUCGUGUGGCUCAAUAUUUGGCGAGCUACCCUGAAGAUUCCUGUGGUUCUUUAGUCGAACCACCUGAAGAUCCCGACGAGUCGGAUGCCCCCAAGUGGAUCAGCGAGUGGUAGAAGUAGAAGUCGGACAAACUCUCCAUGAAGAUGUAUGCAGGUUGAUUAAUUGCCAUUGCAAGUAAAUUGCAUCAUAUUGAAUAGAUGUUAUUCUUCCCAACCUGUGUGUUGAAAUUUGAUGAGUUGUGAAUAGAGAGUAGGUUGGUAAAUAUAUAUAUGUAAAUGGAGGAGAGUUCAUCAUUUUUGCUCCACAUUCAAAUCAUUACUAGUCUUCUCUUGGAAA